Messenger RNA from Amphiprion ocellaris (clown anemonefish), 582 nucleotides. RefSeq names its product E3 ubiquitin-protein ligase TRIM9-like. Lineage: Eukaryota; Metazoa; Chordata; Actinopteri; Pomacentridae. The coding region runs from base 114 to 461 and encodes 115 amino acids. The record is from RefSeq and is a predicted model, not a curated record. The transcript has 2 exons.
UUUUACAGUGUAACUCCACCUCAUUGAACUUUUAACCUCCAGUAUCACGUUGUGUUUGUAAAGUCAUCAUCACUGCAUCAGGUCCUGGUGUGGUUGUGUAUUUCUACUAAACAAUGGUGUGUACUAACCUCCUCCUGUGUACAGUUGCCUGGUUCACCUUGGACCCGGCCUCUGCUCACCCCGACAUCAUCUUCUCCAACGACAACCUGACGGUGACCUGCAACAGCUACGACGACCGGGUGGUCAUGGGGAACUCCGCCUUCUCCAGAGGCGUCCAUUACUGGGAGAUGACCAUCCAUCGCUAUGACAACCACCCCGACCCAGCAUUCGGCAUCGCCCGGGCCGACGUGCUGAAGGACGUGAUGCUGGGGAAGGAUGACAAGGCCUGGGCCAUGUAUGUGGACAACAACCGCUCCUGGUUCAUGCACAACAACUCACACACCAACAGCUUUGACUGGUGAAAAACAGACAACAGUUGUUGUAUGAACAGUCUCUCCCAUCUCAGCUGCUGAAGCUUGGAACUCCUUCAGAAGAGUAUUAGGUGUCCUGGUGACCUCUCUCACUUCUUUCGUCCUCGGUCAC